Molecule: messenger RNA, 546 nt
Organism: Drosophila miranda
Lineage: Eukaryota; Metazoa; Arthropoda; Insecta; Diptera; Drosophilidae
Exons: 3
Coding region: 1-546 (181 amino acids)
Source: RefSeq, a predicted model, not a curated record
AUGAAGCUACUCUGCAGUGCUAAAACUGUUGCCCUACUGCUAUGGAUGUCAUUGAUAAGAAAUGGCCACGCGGAGCAAGAGCCUCCCCUCUCAGUUCUGACAGCUAGCAAUGAUGAUCCGAAAAAUCCACUGAUCGUGCUUUCGAACCCCAUAACAAAGCCAGAGAUAUCGGAGGAAGUUAAAUACGAAACAACGGAGACAGACAUAACUAUCGACGCUGAUGGGGAAGUUACAGUUGUUCCAGUGAAAUCUACGCAGCCAACACGGGCGCCACAGAAGAAGAAGCCUGGGCUCAACGUUUCGGACGGACCUCAAGGAUAUCUGCAGGCUCAACUUUUGUCAAUGCCUGAAAUGUGGAACAGUUCUCCUCAAUUAGCACUUGGCUCGAACACGGCUGCAACUAAACCCCCAAUGCCACCCACUUUGCAACCGUGGUACUAUCCGAUGCCGGUAUAUAUCCCAUAUCCAAUUCCAUUUAUGAUGAACGAUGCCCAAAGAUUCAGGAUUGAAUCUGGAAAACAUCUGGAAGGACCCAAAUCAGAAUAA